Messenger RNA from Ostreococcus tauri, 6390 nucleotides. Its product is annotated as Zinc finger, PHD-type, conserved site. Gene Ontology annotation, cellular component: nucleus. NCBI's taxonomy places the organism in Eukaryota, Viridiplantae, Chlorophyta, Mamiellophyceae, Mamiellales, Bathycoccaceae. The transcript has 3 exons. The coding region runs from base 1 to 6390 and encodes 2129 amino acids. Gene Ontology annotation, biological process: chromatin remodeling. The record is from RefSeq and is a predicted model, not a curated record. Gene Ontology annotation, molecular function: DNA binding; histone demethylase activity.
AUGCGCGGGCCCGCGCGCGCGCCCGAGAUCGCGCGCGAGGACGUCCGCGCGGUGGGUGACGCCGUGGUAUCGUUGCGCGCGCUCGGUGCGCGCGAGGCGUCGAUCGGAAAGGUGACGGGACGCGCGUCGACGGAUGAAUGGCGCGAUGCGCGCGCGGGGGCGUCGGGCUUCGCCCUGGAUUUGCGGCUGUGGACGUUCCGUGCGCGCACGCAAGCGGUGCGCGCGCUCGGGGCGUGCGCGAGAGACGCGUGUGGAGGGUCGACGGUGCCGUUCAGGGAUGGAUUUGAACGGUUCUGUGCGCGCGUGAGGUCGAGCGAGGCGCCGCGCGGCGCGGCGUGGCGGGCGCACCGCCUGGGCGGAUGGCGCUUCGACCUGCGGGCGCUGUACGACGCGGUGCGAUCGAGGGGUGGACGAGGGAAGAUCGAGGGGAACGCGAUGUGGCGCGACGUCGCGGAGGCUAUCGGGGCGCACGGACGGGGGUGUCGAGCCGGACACGCGGCGAGAAGGCUGUACGACCGCUGGCUCGCCGCGUACGAAGGCGCGACGCGCGCGGAGGAAGACGCGCGAUUGGCGAGCGAAUACGUCGCGAACGCGAAAACGUUGACGACGGCGGACGAAGAGGUGAUCGAGGCGUUGAUCGGUCUGGUUCAAGGCGCGAGCGGAGACGCCCCGAUGCGGGUCAAGGUGGAAAAUGGUCUGGAUCACAUCGCGCACGAGUUAAACGCCGACGGGAACGGGGAGGACGCCGAGUGCGCGGUGUGCGGCGCCCCGGGGGACGAGGACGCGAUGAUCUUGUGCGACGGAUGCGAUCGAGGGUCGCACAUGUACUGCCUGACGCCGAAGAUGACGGAGGUACCGAGUGGGGAGUGGUUCUGCGCGCAGUGCGAGGAGAUCGAUCGCGAGAUCGAGCUGUUGAGCGCGGACGAGGGGACGACGUUUACGCUCGGAGCGUUCAACGAGGCGUGCAUAGAGUUCGACACGGCGUUCUUCGGCGAGGACGCCAAGCGCACGGGGAUCAGCAUGCAGGUCAUCGAGGAGUGUUUCUGGCGAAUGGUCGAGGACGCGAGCUCGGCAGACGACGUGUGCGAAGUGAAGUGCGGGACAAACAUCGACACGACGAAGCACGGAAGCGGGUUCCCAAGACGAAACGAGACGCCACAGGUGAAGAUGGACGGGGUCGACGCUGAAGAUUACAAGCAAUGGGUUGAAUCACCGUGGAACUUGAACAACGUCGCGCGCGCCGAGGGCGAACGCGAGUCGGUGCUCGGGGCACUCAAGGAUGACGUCGCCGGUGUGACGACUCCAUUUCUCGAAGUCGGCAGCACGUUUAGCUCAACCACCUGGCGUCAAGAGCGCCAUGGUCUGUACGGGAUCAAUUACAAUCACUGGGGUGCCGCGAAGACGUGGUACUGCGUUCCGGCGAGCGCCGCCGAUAAGUUUGAGGAGUGCUUCAAGACAAUUUUACCAGAUGUCUACGAGGCGCACGCGAACGACUUAGGAGGCGUCUUUACCAUGAUCUCGCCGACGACGCUGUUAUCGCGAGGCGUUCCCGUGUACAUGCUCGAACAGUAUCCGGGCGAGUACGUCAUAACGUUUCCGGGAGCUUACUACGCGACUUUCAACUGUGGAUUGAACUGCACAGAGAGCGUAAAUUACGCGCCACCCGAGUGGCUCGCCAUCGGUUCCGAGCGCGUUGAGAAGGAUCGCAUUCAAGCCCGCCCCGCGUUAUUUAGCCACGAAGAGUUGAUUUGUAGGGCGGCGGAGGAUCCCAGCGCGAACGUGGCUCUGCACCUAUGGCCGGAGAUUUCUCGCGUGCACGCAGAAGAGGCCAGUGCGAGAGCCAAGCUCAUCGAAUCCGGCUUGUUCAUGUGCACGCAGAUCGAAUCCGCGGAGGACGAAGAGGGUGGAUUAGGUACGUCUCGAAAGUUUCGUUCGAGAGACGGUGAAUCGAGCUCGGUGAGCGACGAAUGCUUCGAGUGUCGCCAUUGCACGUACUCGUCUUACGUUAUCUGUGAGACUUGCGACUCAAGCAAAAAGGCUUGCUUGCGACACGCCGAGGGUCUUUGCGAUUGUGCGAUGAGUUCGAGGAGAAUGUUCUACCGUCAAACAAUCGCAGAGUUAGAGAAGCUGGUGAAGAAGACAGAGAAGGCGAUUCCAUCGAAGGAAUUCGCGAGCCUUAAGUCUAAGCAUGCCAAUUUCAGUCAGACGACGACGAGUGCGAACCACGCGAAGAAAGCGCAGGCUUGGGUGAAGCAAGUGGGCGACGAUCUGAAUAAGCUCCCCUUGCCUCCCGCUGAUAAGCUGAAGAAACUCUUAACAGACGGCGAGAAGUUCGCCUGGGGUGGGUCGGACAUGAGUGUGGCUCGCGAGGCGCACUCGCGCGUUGUCAACGCUAUCGCUUGGCAAACGAGUCUCGCCUCACUCAAACAGCGAAUCAAUUCUGGACGCGGAGCAGAGGCCGCGCACGAUGACAGCAGCGCGGCUCGAAUCGGUCUCAAUCGAUUGAAAGAGCUACUCGAUAACCCACCGGUGCCAAUGCCGAAGGCUGAGACGCAACCUUUCCGUGAUUUGCUUGCUUCGGGCGUCAAGUUAGAGGAACGCAUCAAAGCGACGCUCGCAGAGGAGCCGAACCCAGCGCCUCGCGCUUGCACGGCGCUGCAGAGCGAAGCGAAUCGGUUUGGUGUGGAGGUUCCGUCGUAUAAAAAGCUCGAGGAUGCUAUCGCGAAGGCUGGCGCUUGGUCAACAAAGGUGCGAAGCGCGUUGCCGGGACGACGACAGAUUGCGCAGCGAGACGAGCUGGCCAAUGCAAGGGACAUCGAGGUGUUGUACGAAGAAGCGAGCGGUUUGCCAGUGCAGCAGAGCGAGUUGCUGACUGUGCGUAAGGCCAUAGAGGAACUGAGUUUCUGGCGCGCUAAGUCAGAGUCCUUGUUUGUCACAAAGGUGGACAUCAAAGACGCCGAGGCCCUUCUCAAGGAAGGCAUGGGGUUAUCCACCAAGCUCGAUGAGGUCGAUGAUCUCGCACGCCAGAUCGCAGCCGUCAAGGUCUGGGCAGAUCGCGCGCGCGCGAGUGAUCAUCCACAAUCGCGGGUGAGAGACAUGCGUCUAUUGCUCGAGGAGGGUGAAAAGUUCUCCGUCCACAUUGACGAAGUUGACUGGUUGCGAAACCGCAUCGUCGUCCGAGAAUUGAUUGAUAACUUGAAGGAGAUGAUCUUCUCCAAGAAAUGUCCCUUGGCUGAGCUCGAAACCGCGGUGAAAACCGGUAAUGAAUUCUUAGAUUCAGACGACAAGGAGGUUGCACCGGAUGAGGAGGCACUUCUGCAGCAAUGCGAGACGCACAUCAAGACGGCGAAGAAAUGGAACGAGCGAGCGGCGGCGAUAGUCAAAUCUCUCGGUGGCAAGAACAAGCCGUCUUUAGACGAUGCAACGUCGGUGAUUCGUGAAGGAAACGCUAUUCCAAUUGUUUUGGACGGAUUCGAAGCUCUUUCAGAGGCCGUGAGUGUGGCAAAAUCUUGGUUGGAUCGAGCUCAACCGUGCUUGAAGGGCAAGCAGUUGACUCGUCGCGGCGUUACGAAUCCGAUUCCACCGUUUUCUGAUGCUCAACAGCUCAUGAAGGAGUCCGAGUCACUGAAGCUGUUUGUGAAGGAGGUGGAGAUACUCGAAGAGCGCGUUGAGGCCGCCGAAGAAUGGGAAGAGGAAGCGAAGGACGCCAUCGAGCGCUGGCGCGAUGACGGAGCGGAAGUCACCUUGACAGAGCUCGAACUCGCUCACGAAGAUUUCGGUCUGGAGUUACCGGCGAUGGCGAUGCUCAAGGUUCGCAUUAGGUCGCUCAAAUGGGAGGAUCGCGUCUCCAAGAUUAUUGCGCCGAAGGCGAAGCUCGUCGAAGACACCGUGUUGGACGAGCUGAGGGAAGAGAUAGACUCGCUCCAAGAUCUAAAGCAAGACCUUGUCGAUGAAGUUGUCAGGCGACACACCAUCGUCGAUGAGUGGCGUAAGAAGGCUGAUCGUUUACUUGACCCGCCCCCUCUCGAGGACGGACGUCUGGCUCCGAGCGCGUCGCCGGAUGAAAUCGAUGCUCUAAUUGCUGAAGGCAAGGCGCUUCCGGCGAACGUCUCGAAGGUUGAAGACUUGGAGGCUUCAUUGGCCGAUCACGCCGUGUGGGUCGAAACCGUUCGCAAGUGCCUCAACAGCGUCGCCGAGGGGCGCCCUCGUCCAUCGAUUGAUGAGCUCUACGAGUUGUUGGCGGAGGUUGAGGACUUGACCUUCAAAUGUUCAGAGAGGCAGGCGUUGACGAAUGCAUGCAACGCCGCGACCGCCUGGACGGAAAAGCUCAACGCGCUUCUUUGGUCUAACGAGCAGGGUGAGUCGGCUCAGAAGACAGAGAAGAGUCUCACGGAGAUGCUCGAGAUCGUUCUCGAAUCCGUCAAGGCUGGGAUAGAGGACAUCACCGGAACUGGCGAGCCUCCAGAGACGGAGGAGGGUCAGUUCUGCCUCUGUCGACAAGCGGGCGGUAUCCAAAUGGUCGGUUGUGACGACUGCGGGGACUGGUAUCACUUGAAGUGCAUCAAUGUGACUCCGACGAUGGCGAAGACGAUGCACAACUACAUCUGUCCGCCGUGUGUCGCAAAGAGCGGUGGAGCAAGCGCGCUCUCCUUGGAUGCGUAUCGAUCGGUGCAUCGCACAAACCGACCGAACGUGAUGCUUUUGAGAGACCUGCUCACCGAAGCGCAACGAUUCCCAGGCGAGGUUCCCGAAGAAGCGAUUUUGAACCAGCUCAUCAACACGCACGACGCGUGGAGACUCGAGGCUCGCAAGACGGUGCAUCGCAAGAGUAUGAAAGAGGCACACGAAAAUGCAAUCAAGCACGCCGCGCGUAUCGCUCAGGAAGCGGCGACGCGCGAGGCAGAGGAGCGUACGCGGCGGAUCGCCGAGGCCGCUUUCACGGCGACUAUGGAGAAUCCGAAUCCGAACCCCUCACUCACGCCUCUGCAGCAAGUCAUGCUCAUGGGUCAAGCCGUGACGUUCGCGGCGACGCAGCGCUCUCACGCGCUCAAUAUCUCAAAAACAUCGUCCGAGAUCACGGAAGUCGUCACGAAACAGCUCAACGAACUGCAACAGCUCGCGAUGCAGCUCGCAAUGUGUCAAGCGCAGAUUCACAUGGCGCCCGUUCGCUCCAGGCCUCACAUUCUUCACGUGCUGAUGAUGAUGGAUCGUCACGCGCAGAUGACGAAGGAACACGAGGACGAGCUGACCAAGGUAGGUGCCAACGAUUGGCUCAUGAAUGCGACUCUUCAGCUCUCUGGGUUCAUACCGUCUAUGCCGCAGGAGGCGAGCGUGGAGUCUGCGUCCAAUGGGAACGGAUCGAGCGAGCAAACCAAGGCACCACUGCUCGACCAGCAGCAAAUUGAGCAACAGCAACAGAUGAUGCAGCAGCAGAUUAUGCAACAGCAUCAGAUUGAGCAACAGCAACAGAUGAUGGGCACCGAGUUGCCACCGGCCAUGAAGCAAGAGAUGGACAUGGGCGUGACGAUGGAAGUUUCCAGAAAUGACAACGUCGACCCAGCUCUGCAAGUGUACGCGGGCAUGAAGGGCGCGCUCGCAAUGGAGUUGGAACCGGUGGAGGAGACUUUGGCGCUCAUGCGUGAAGUGUGUGGUCCGGCGUGGAGAGAGCAAGCGACGAGAUUGAUGACUGGCACGCCGUUCCCGCGGCUCGUAAAGCUUCAUGAAUUGAAGGAAUCCGCCGUCGCGGCGGGUCUGUGUCCGGGCGCUGGCAUCGAUCCCUUGGCUGACCGCGCGCACGCGUUGGAAGUUGCCGGGCAGAUUUGGCUCGAACGCGCGGCUGCCGUCGUGCAGGACAAGACGAUUCCCAUCGAAGCGGCGCAGAUGUUGCUUCAAGAGGGACGAUCUUUACCGCUGUAUCUCAAGGAUGAACUUGAGGAGUUGGGCGAGCGAUGCGAAUUGUACUGCGUGUGCCGCAGCGCAUACGACGCUCUCAGACCGAUGAUUUGCUGCGAUAGGUGUGACGGUUGGUUCCACUACGAGUGCAUCGGAAUGCAACCUCCGGCGCCAGGUGAAGAGGAUGAGAACGCCGAAAACGUCAAAUUUGCGUGCCCCGAGUGCUGCGCAGCGCAAGGCAUUCCGUACGUUCCUUUCCGACCAGCUCCGAGGGAGCCCGAGCAAAAGAUCGCGGUUCCUGUCGUCGUGCCCACUGCGGAAACGUCCGUUCAAGAGGCCGUACCGCCGCCGGUCGAGCCUGCGCUCGUGAAGGAACCUACGAAAAAGGUCAAGGAAGAACCGGUGGUUGACAACAAGAAGAAGCGAAAGCCGGCGGAAACGUCGCCUCCGACUGCGACACAAAACAAAAGCAGCGCGAGCAGAAGAAGACGCAGAUAA